GGGAGCGGGUGGUGGAUAUGGCGGCAGCGCCUGGCGGUAAGACGACCCAUAUCUGUCAAUUGAUGAAGAACGCUGGGAUCGUCUAUGCAAACGAUCCCAAGAAAGAAAGAUGCGUCUCGCUAGUUGCUAAUCUGCAGCGCAUGGGAGUGUCGAACUGCAUAGUGAAGCGAACAGUAGAAGAGUUUCAGGCGCAUGCGAAGCUGCAGAAGCAGCUGCUUUGUGCUGCUGUUGAUCUCGUAGACCCUAACUCGCCAACAGGAGGAUAUAUCGUUUACUCUACUUGCAGCGUCUCUGUGGAGGAGAACGAAGCGGUAAUUGACUAUAUACUGAAGGCCCGCAGAGUUAAGCUUGUCCCCCUAGGUGUCUCCGUUGGCAGCCCUGGGCUGAGCUCCUUUCGAGGGCAGCAGUUUCAUCCUUCGCUGUCUCUGCACACUCGUCGGGUGUAUCCUCACCUUAAUAAUAUGGACGGCUUCUUUGUUGCUAAAUUAAAAAAGAUUUCUAAUGAAAAAGUAGAGAGAAUUAAGAAAGACCGCAGCAAAACAAACCCCUAUGUUAAGGUGUGGGGCCCGGAGAAGUGGAGUGAUAAGUCCGUUACUGAAGACUUUCUCUCGUUUGAAGACAGCCACACAGGGGAGACAAGCAGCGGAGGAGGUGAAGGGGGGCCUCAGAAUGGGGUGUCUCCUGUCUCUAAGGCGUCAUCGAAGGCAGCAAGAGACAACAGACAACAGCAGCAGCAGCAGCAGCAGCAGCAGCAAACAAAGCAAAAGAAACAGCAUAACAAACGCAAAGGUUUCUUUAAGAGAAAGAGAGAGAAUCAGCAAGAAGAACAUACUGCACAACACAAAGAAGAAGGGGCCCCCCCAAAGAGACACCGCAUGCAAGGGGGGCCCCCUUCCCAGGAGCCUGGCAGGGGAAACUCAAAAGAGCAGAAGCAGCAGCAGCAGCAGCAGCAGCAGCAGCAGCAGCGCAAGCAGCAGCAGAAGCAUAAGAAGCAGCAGCAGAAGCAGCAGCAGCACAAGAAGCAACAGCAGAAGCAGCAGAAGGAGACAGAUUGA
Molecule: messenger RNA, 1055 nt
Organism: Eimeria acervulina
Lineage: Eukaryota; Apicomplexa; Conoidasida; Eucoccidiorida; Eimeriidae
Product: NOL1/NOP2/sun family domain-containing protein, putative
Exons: 7
Biological process (GO): rRNA base methylation; maturation of LSU-rRNA
Cellular component (GO): nucleolus
Molecular function (GO): rRNA (cytosine-C5-)-methyltransferase activity
Source: RefSeq, a predicted model, not a curated record